Messenger RNA from Brienomyrus brachyistius, 4805 nucleotides. RefSeq names its product monoacylglycerol lipase ABHD2-like. Gene Ontology annotation, cellular component: sperm plasma membrane; sperm flagellum. Bases 275 to 1558 code for a protein of 427 amino acids. The transcript is spliced from 11 exons. Gene Ontology annotation, molecular function: acetylesterase activity; monoacylglycerol lipase activity. NCBI's taxonomy places the organism in Eukaryota, Metazoa, Chordata, Actinopteri, Osteoglossiformes, Mormyridae. The record is from RefSeq and is a predicted model, not a curated record. Gene Ontology annotation, biological process: medium-chain fatty acid biosynthetic process; medium-chain fatty acid catabolic process; acylglycerol catabolic process.
UGGGGAGAGGCCGCGUUGCUAAGCGCUUCACUGUCUGCGCGCAGGGAGGAAAGUGCUAGAAAGACUGGAGUGAUAAAUAAAUGGAAGAGACCUACAUGGACAGACUAGUUAGCGAGGGAACUACGAGUCAGUCCCGGGGAAAGUGACUGAAUUUGCUGCAUCACUGUGACGCUGCAGAUUGUUGGAAGGAUCAGUUUCACUUUUCACAAACUAAAAGAUACCAGCAAGCUGUGUUCUGCGUUUCAUCUCCUUCCUGCUCUGACUCAGAACCACCAUGAGUGCCCACGAGGCAGAGGUCCAGACUCUGGCCCCAGAGAUGCCGGCCAUGUUCGAUGGGAUGAAGCUGGCCGCCGUAGCUACAGUUCUGUAUAUCAUCGUGCGCUGCCUGAACCUGAAGAGCCCCACUGCUCCGCCCGCCAUCAACUACCAGGACACGCCGCUGAAUCGCUUCCUGCUCAAGUCCUGUCCCUUGCUCACCAAGGAGUACGUUCCUCCCCUUCUCUGGGGUAAAAGUGGCCACUUACAGACGGCCCUGUAUGGGAAGCUUGGUCGGGUCAGUUCUCCACAUCCUCACGGACACCGAAAGUUUCUACCCAUGCCAGACGGGGCCACUGCCACCUUUGACCUUUUCGAACCACUGGGGGAUCACCAAACUGGAUAUGAUGUCACCACGGUCAUAUGUCCUGGAAUCGGAAACCACAGUGAGAAGCAUUAUAUCCGCACCUUCGUGGAUUACUCACAGAAGCAGGGCUAUAGGUGCGCCGUCCUUAACCAUCUGGGAGCCCUGCCUGACAUUGAGCUCACCUCCCCUCGUAUGUUCACCUACGGCUGUACGUGGGAGUUCUCAGCCAUGGUGGGCUACAUUAAAAAGGCCUACCCCCACACCCAACUUAUAGUGGUGGGCUUCAGCCUGGGUGGCAACAUUGUGUGCAAGUUCCUGGGAGAAAACCCAAGCAACCAGGAGAGGGUGCUGUGCUGCGUCAGCGUGUGCCAGGGCUAUAGUGCCCUCAGGGCCCAGGAGACCUUCCUCCAGUGGGACCACUUCAGGAGGUUCUACAACUUCCUUAUGGCGGAUAACAUGAAGAAGAUCAUCCUGUCGCACAGGAAGAGCUUAUUUGGUGGGAACUCCAAGAUGGUGGACCUCAGUCGGCUGUUUACGGCCACCUCCCUGAUGCAGAUCGAUGACAACAUCAUGAGAAAGUUCCACGGGCAUAGCUCACUGAAGGAGUAUUAUGAAAAGGAGAGCUGUGUACAUUACGUCCAUAAUGUCAAUGUUCCCCUCCUGCUAGUAAAUUCUGAAGACGACCCCCUGGUUCACCAGUCAUUGUUGACCAUCCCGCACACACUCUCAGAUAAGAAGUCCAACGUGAUGUUUGUCCUGACGCUGCACGGGGGCCACCUGGGCUUCUUUGAGGGGGCCGUACUCUUUCCGCAGCCCCUCACCUGGAUGGAUAAGGUCAUCGUGAGCUAUGCCAACGCAAUCUGCCAAUGGGAGCGAAACAAAACGCCAUGCCAGAGCAGGGACAACUGCCCAGAGGAGACAGAAGAGAAGGUUUAAGACGCAGUCCUCCUCCCUCCUCCACACUGCUCCUGUGUCCCACUCACACCAUGGACUUCUCUCAAGAUACAGCCAGUUCACUUCACUGAUCACCAGGAACGCUUUUUCUCUUCUGGGAUCCUUGCACUCUUUCUCAGCUGCUAGUGUUCGCUGAGUAAUCUGGAGAAGGAUACCGAUGGUGUGCCCAUCUGAAAUCGUGGUAAAUGGAAUGAAGGAAGUGUCUGGCUUUGCUUUUCACUGUUUUACCUCCAGGUUUUUGGCCCCCUUUUCCCAAAGAAAGUCAAGCAAUGUUUUUGGGAUGUCAGGAUUAGGACUCUGGUCCCCUGACACUUGCACCAACUGAGCCUCCCGCUGUCUUACCCUCUCUAUAAGGCCGAGGACAUGUGGUACAUCAUGGACGUACGCUCUGGAUAAAAUGCUGAAGAAGUGUUGACUAGUACGCAAGAACAUAUUCAGGUGAUGUUUCGACUUCCUGCAUGUUCCGGCGUGUUGAGAUGCAUACUUCUUCCACAGUUCAGUCCAGACCUCGGCCGCCUUCUCUGAACGGUUAUCUCUUCUCUUGAUGGGCCUUAUCUCAGGAGUGCUCACUGAAAUGGUGGUGAGGCGUAACUGUGGAAGAUCGCGUCCAGACCACCAGUAAGAAACGCAGCUCUCUUAGAAGCCCGAUACUCAACGUUUCCUCAAAGCAACCAUGUCUUCACUUGAGGCCAAAUGACAGGUUACCUGUAUAAUUCCUCGGCACUUUACACCGUCAGUCCUCGUCUCCUCGUGAAGUGGGCAUUUCUGCUUUGGAAGCCAUUCUCUAGCUGAGCAAGGUUCUAUCCAUGACCAAAAGGAGAGCCACAGAACUUCAGCCCUGAGUUUCUGCAGGUCCCUGGUCUGCCCUGCAUUGUGACGAGCUCCUGGUAUACUCAGAUGUAUGAUCUGUACUGUACUUUUGGAAGCCCUGAGUGCCUGUAUGUCCCUGGUUGAGCUCGGAGUGAGUGCAGACCUCUGGUCCAUGCUGCAUUGUGAAGAUCUCAGUGUCUGUAGGUGGAAAAAGUAAUACUGAUAUCCCAUGUGAUCCCUCCCUGGUAGUGUUUAUAUAUUAGUGUACAGCAAGUGAUGUUUCGAAGCCCGGCCUGGCUGUGCUCCCGUGUGUCUCAGCACUCUAGUCAAAUGGAGUAAAAUGAGAAUGCAGUCUGAGGAGCACUGGAUGACCUAAAGGGGCUUGCUCCCUUCCCAGAAUUCCCCUCUGUUUGGUUACCAUUUCCAGCUUUUAGGUUGCCAUUUCCAUCAUCCAUCGUGUACAUGUUCUCUUUCUCAAUGCGGUGUGGAUUGACAACACCAAACCUCAGCAUUCCACGCUCCAGUCUGUGCCAGUGCGGUAUUCAAGCCAAAGUCCACGGCGUGUUCUCGGCUCUCGGCCGAAUCACAAGAGGGCGUCUUUCUGUGCUGCGGGUUUUUUUUUCGGCAGACAGCUACAUAGCUUUUGUAUCAUGAGAAGGAAUUCCUGGGAAACUAGAGCAUUGUGCUCUUUUUGUUAGUUCCCAGCUGUGGGGUAAACAUAAGUCUCCCUGCUAUAUACUCCCAGUGUAGACCAGAUAAGCAUUCUGUGGUCUUACAACGUCAGUUCUCCUUCAGUCUUGCCCACCUUUAUGUGAUUGAGCUUUUAGAACGUUCAAUGAAUCACUGUAACGUGUUUCAACUUUAAUUUGGUUUACCAUCAUGAGUUUGCCCUGUAACUGGAAACGUUAAGAUUUCCUGCUCACCAAUGAUGUUUGCAAAACGUAGUGUGAAUCUUACUACAUAUGACAGCUUACAAUUAUUUUGAAUCCUUGGCGAGUUGUGAGGAAAAUCAGGCUUUCCUAGCCGUUACCCCCUUUUUCUGGGCAUCUUCUGAAGCGGCAACUGAACAACAAGUCCCAUCAUCCAGCCUUAUGUACUUUUAGUAAUGGCUCCCUCUGCUGGUUAGGAGGCCGGUGUUCCAUAAUUUCACAGAUAUGGAGAAUUCCCUCUGCUGCUUAUACAAGUGUAGAAAGAUCCCCCUGCUGGCCAGCCUCACUCACAGAAGUACAGAGAGGGAGCAAAAGCGUCAUCUACCUGAGUGGAACAGGUCUUCAUCAACAAAGACUACCUGCAUAAGCUGAUGGAAGACCAGUGCUCAGCACUGCACAAUCUCCACUGACCUAUUACAGGCUUUAACACCAAAGUGUCAUCUUAUAGCAUUGAAAUGCCAAUAGAGUCAUUGUACUGCAAGUAGAAAAGUCCAAUCUGCUAAGCAAAAGGCUGACAGAUGGAAUUGGACCACUGCUGCAGAAAGAGCUGGGAAAAAAAAAAACUUCUUGAGAUGCAGUGAAAUUGGCCUGCUUCACCAGGCCCUGCUCAGCUACUUAUUGCUUUUCUAGACUUUCCACACUGUUGCAGGUUCGGAAUGGUUAUCUCUGGAUAAGACAAGGCCAAAUGUAAUUAAACAGAUUAAUUGUUAUAAUUAUUAUUUUGUAUCAUUUUUAAGGUUUUUAAAUUGAUUUAUUGAAUGUAUGUAGAGUCAGUGUGAGUAUGUGACUGUACAGUGUCUGUACAUGCACUUGGCUGAUGUUUGUUUGGGACCUUCGGUUAAUCCUCAGUGAAUGGUAACGAGGGGCCAAGCACAAGACAAAGAACACAGGGCAGUGGUCCAUGUAUGGGGGUGUCACAGGAGGUGGGAAGGCGUCACUGUGAAGCCUCCAGAUCAGAACAUAUCAGAUGUGUAAUAGAUGACUAAGAAUGAGUGAUAGUUAGUUAUGACUUAAAGCUGUUUAAAUCGUUGUUGUUGUUACUAUUAUUGUUGUUAUAAUUUUUAAUUUUCAGCGGGGGGUGAAAUGCCCCUUACAUCGUGUGUGGCUUUAUCACACUGUUGUCCAUUAAGGUUAGCCGACUGACUCAAUGUGAGUGUGGCACAUUACAAAUCAUCAAAGUGUCACUGGUAACGAAGGAAAUAAAAUGGCCAGGUUUUUAAAGGGAAAGAGCCGGGCUGUCAGCUUCCGGAAAUUUCCGCCCGUCCGUCUUUGUGCUUUCAGUAUCCUGUCCGACUUGAUUUGCUUUGAAGAAUCCACCGACGUGUAAGUAAGGAAGGCUCACUCGCUCACUUGUAAAAAUGUAACUUGACGUUCUGGAGUAGGUGCAUUACAGCUCACUCGUGUAUUUUUUGUUGAACAGAAUGUUUUUGUGUGUGUUGUGAGUAUUAAAAGUACAGUUCUGUUGAAGAAUAAAUUAUUUUUUUGUAAAC